AUGAAUGAUUUCGAUAAACGAGUAUCUGUUAAGAAUACAAUUGUUGCUCAGAGGUGUGCGGUGUGUUUGAUUCAGGAAACAAAAAUUCAGUUUAUGUCUCAUUGGUUUGCGAGACAAUUAUGGUAUGAUGACAACUUUGAUUGGUUUUAUAUCCCAUCGGUGGGGAGCAGUGGUGGAUUAUUAACCAUAUGGGAUAGUUCUAGGUUCGAAAAGUUAGAUGAAAGACUUGGCUUUAACAACAUUGCUUCAGUUUUCUCAACUAGAGUUAAUGGCUUCAAGUGGGCUGUUGUUGACGCUUACAGUCCAUGUGAACAUACAUGUGAAUAUAAUUCUAGAACGGAUUUUUGGGUUGAUAUGGAUGCGACGAGAAGAUGGUGGAGUGGACCUAUUUGUAUUGCGGGUGAUAUGGAUGCGGUUCGAUCAGGAGAAGAGAGAAAUCGAGGAGUAGGAGAUAGGAGGAAUACUUCCUUGUUGAAUAACUUCAUUCAGGAGCACGAAUUAAUUGACCAACCUUUAAUAGGAGGUGCUUUUACUUGGUCGAAUAAUCAAGUUAUUCCUCUUCUUUGCAGGUUAGAUCGUUUCUUGUUUAGCCAUGACUUUGAGGUGGUAUUUCCUAAUGCCUUACAUGUUGUGUUAACGAGAACGAUUUCAGAUCAUAACCCCAUUUUGAUGAUUUCAGAACCGGUUGCGACUUCUAAGCCUUAUUUUAAGCUUGAUAGGGUGUGGGUAGAGCACAAGGACUUCGUGAAGAACGUACAACAGUGGUGGGGUGUUAUGAACUAUAUAGGGAGUGCGAGUUCCAGUUUUUUUCUAAAGCUUCAAAACUUGAAGCAUCUUAUCAAGCCGUGGAGAUUGAGGGAGUUUGGGGGUAUUUCGAGGGAUAAGGCUGAACUUACAGGAAGAAUUCAGGAGCUCAAUAUUUUGGAAGAAACUGGUGCACUGCAACACCAUCAGCUGGAGGAUAGAACUCAAUGCAAGUUAAAGUUGAAGAGCAUAGAAUCUAUGGAAGCAAGAAAAUGGCAGUUGAGGAAAAAGCAUAAUGACUUCCGGUGGGGGAUUCAAAUACACGUUAUUUUCAUAGCAUUGCAAGUGCGAGAAAGAAGCGUAAUACGAUUGUCAAGCUUCAAGUAG
Messenger RNA from Papaver somniferum (opium poppy), 1131 nucleotides. RefSeq lists its product as uncharacterized. The coding region runs from base 1 to 1131 and encodes 376 amino acids. The transcript has a single exon. NCBI's taxonomy places the organism in Eukaryota, Viridiplantae, Streptophyta, Magnoliopsida, Ranunculales, Papaveraceae. Gene Ontology annotation, molecular function: catalytic activity. The record is from RefSeq and is a predicted model, not a curated record.